Messenger RNA from Brienomyrus brachyistius, 3852 nucleotides. RefSeq names its product oxysterol-binding protein-related protein 7-like. Lineage: Eukaryota; Metazoa; Chordata; Actinopteri; Osteoglossiformes; Mormyridae. Gene Ontology annotation, cellular component: cytosol; perinuclear endoplasmic reticulum; plasma membrane. The record is from RefSeq and is a predicted model, not a curated record. Gene Ontology annotation, molecular function: cholesterol binding. Bases 525 to 3194 code for a protein of 889 amino acids. The transcript has 23 exons.
AGUGACACUCAGGAAGGAAGUAUAAAUUGUCUGCAUACUUGUUUAGGGAGUGGUUGACCAAUUCUUGACAGCAAACUCUAUAAAUUAAUCUGAUGCGAGCUGAGCGCUCAUUUUUCUCCACAUAGAAAAAUUUACUGAGACGUUUUAGUAGGGUAAACUGGUGAAAAUUGGUAUUAUGUUCCUUUACUGGCUUUUGGUUUUUCUAAUCAGGGUCCAGUCAAUUAGGAAGAAUUAGGUAUUUAACGGAGGCAACAAGCCGGGCAACGCGGUAGGAAGUAUACAGAUACCGGCGAACCUGAGUGGGAGGUGAGAUUCCCGAGGAUUCUGUGACGCAAUUUCGAAAUUUGACAAACGGGGGAAAGAAACGAGUAGUUUCAAUAGCAGCCAAAGCAAUUCGACUGUUGACUACUGAACGGAAGGUGGGGUUGGCGUUGAAUGAGUUCCACAAAAUAACUCGUUUCCUUCAGAAACGUUUGUUUUUCCUGUUAUACAGGCAGAGCUCGUUCACCGGCAGCCAGGCAGACAUGAGUGGCCUGGAAAAGUCUCCUACUGGGAGUGGUAAGCCCACCCACUCCAGGAACAGUAGCCACUCAUCUCGCCACUCCCACCAGAACUCUCGCCAUUGGGAGGUAGUGGAGGACAUUGCGAGCGUGAGUGCAGGUGCGGAGUCUUUGCACGACGUGACCAUUCCAGGCUUGUGUGAGGGUUUCCUCAUGAAGAAGAAGAAGUGGCCCCUCAAUGGCUGGCAUAAGAGGUAUUUUGUGUUGAAGCAAGGGAUCCUCCGAUAUGCCAAAACGCAACAAGAUAUUUGUAAAGGGAAGCUACAUGGCACUUUAGAUGUCAGCCUAGCAGUGAUGUCUGUGAACAAGAAAUCCAAACGCAUUGACUUGGAUGCAGGGGAUAAUCUGUAUCACAUAAAGGCAAAAAGCCACGAAAUCUUUUAUAUUUGGGUGACGAAGCUCUGUGCUCAUCGCAUUUACAAAAAGAAUGAAGCUGUGCAAAUGCACCAUGGGGUGCUUCAGGCUCUCUCAGUAGGUAGUAGUGGUCUCCCAACAAUAGCUUGUCUUGCCCACCGAAACCAGGCCCUGCCAGAUAUGUACGAGGGCAGCACAUCUGGAGAAGCGCCCCUUAAAGAAGACUAUCCAACGGACCUAACCAGCAAAGUGUCAUCCUGGCUGGAGCAGAAUCAUGAAGUCAGCUACUGCACUCAGGGUACUAGAACCACAGAGCUCACCCAGUGUCAGCUGGACUUGCUGGAGCUGAACCAGUUGAUCCAAAAGUUAAAUCUUCUGCAGUCCUGGCCUGUUACUGACAAUGACUUGGAACGUCGCAUUAGUAUGCAGAAUCUCACUCUAGAGAAGCCCAAGAAGAAAUCUGGCAAGAUUUGGGGCCACACUCGCACCCUGUCUGGAGUAGAGUUCACCUCCAGCCAUCUGAACAUUUCAUCACACAUGGGUGCAUCAGUCCAGUCUAUCCCUGACUACGUCUACUCCCAGUUGUCUACACCAAGUGCCGUGUCUCCUGAGGGCAAGAAGAUCCAGCAGGAAAUCUGUGUUGUGUCUCAGCGAUUGCAUAACUCGCUCGCAUCCGUGCAUCAAACCCUGGUGAGGGAGAGGGAGCGUCUCCAGCAGGCCUGGGCAGGGCCGCACCUCCGAGAGGCUACAUCCCACCAACUGGCCAGCCUGUGUACCACCCUUUCUGAGCUGGAAGUACAGUCCCGUCUGACCAAAGUCCAUUCCUUGUCCUUGUCUUCUGAUUCUACCGAGGAGUCCUUCUGUACUGUACGACAGGAACAGCCAGCAUCUUUAGGAUGUCAGUAUCACAGGCCACCAUCUGUGGCUGAUUCGAUGGCGGAGUACUUUGAUGCCAGCGACGUCCUCAAAUGUGAAAGCUCCUCAGAAAAUGAAGCCUCUGACGAGUCAGGACUAAGUGAUGUCACCACCAGUAACUCGGAGCCUGAGGAGAGUCAUGUGGUUUCCACCCAGACCUACCGUGCCAGUGUUUCAAGUGCCCUCGACGUGUCUGUUGUGCCCAAAGACACCGGCCGCCGCACCAGCCUUCCUGCCCCCUGCCCAGACAACAGCCACAUUGGGCUGAUGACCAUCUUGUACAAUAACAUUGGGAAGGACUUGUCUCGAGUGUCCAUGCCAGCUGCUCUCAAUGAGCCCUUGUGUCUGAUGCAGAGGCUAUGUGAGGAGCUGGAGUAUUCGGAGCUGCUUGACACUGCCAACCACACAGAGGACCCCUAUCAGAGGAUGGUCUAUAUUGCUGCAUUUGCUAUCUCUGGUUAUGCCUGGGCACGCUAUCGCAACCGCUACAAACCCUUCAAUCCUGUGCUUGGGGAGACGUUUGAAUGUGUGCGCGAAGACCGAGGUUUCCGCUACGUCAGUGAGCAGGUUUGUCAUCACCCUCCCAUCUCUGCCUGCCAUGCGGAUUCUGAGAACUUCUCAUUUUGGCAAGAUCAGCGAUGGAAAAAUAAGUUUUGGGGCAAAUCCCUGGAGAUUAUUCCUACAGGAAUGGUAAAUGUCGUGCUUCCAAGAUUUGGUGAUCAUUAUGAGUGGAACAAAGUGGUCACCUGCAUCCACAAUGUACUCAGCCAGCAGCGUUGGCUAGAACAUUAUGGUGAAGUUGUGAUUCGCAACACCAACAGCAAUGUCUGCACUUGCAAGAUCACGUUUGUGAAGUCUCGCUACUGGAGCACAGACGGCAACAUUAAUGAAGUACAAGGACAGGUAUUGAAUGAGGCUGGUGAAGUGGUCCACCGUUUCGGCGGCCUCUGGCACGAGGGGAUUUUUUGUGACACCUUUCCUGUGCCAAAGUGUAUUUGGAAACCUAACCCUCAGCCAGAGGACCACUUUAAGUACUACGGCUUCUCGUGCUUUGCCAUGGAAAUGAAUGAGCUGACUCCUGAAAUGCUCCCUUUGCUUCCUCCAACUGACAGCCGCUUCCGCCCUGAUCAGAGGCUUCUGGAGGAGGGGAUGGUAAAUGAGGCAGAUAAACGCAAGGAUGAAGUGGAGGAGAAGCAGAGGGAACGAAGGAAACUUCUGGCCAAAAAAGGCCAAGUGCAUGUACCUCGAUUUUUCAGGAAAACGUUGGAUUCUUCUGGCAGGGAGGUAUGGAUCACUAAUGAUACCUACUGGAAGAUCCGUGAAGAUCCUGGAUUUACCUACACGGACAAUCUGGCACUGUGGUGAACCCGUCAACAGUGCGCACGCUGGGGACUAAACCUAGACACUUGUAUAAUUCAAAUGUUGAAUGAGGCAUAUUCAUCUCUACAGGGUGGAGUGGGGAGGAGGAUUCUCUAGUGUUUGCAGCAUGUAUGAACUACUCUGUUUAUAGAGCAGGGAUUAUGCUUCUCUGCACCGUCAAUCUUAUUCAUGGACGUACCUGAUGGUCUCCACCUUGCAAGCCAUGAUGGUGUACACCCAGUGAAUUUUAGGUUUUUAAAUGGUGACUGAUUUGUCAUGUGAAGAAUAAGAAAUCCGUUAUCUGUUCUACCAUAAUGCACUUUGAAAUGGGGUCGCUCACUUAUGUGGUGAAGUUUAUAAAAUGGAUGUUUAUGGGUUUGAAUGUUUACUCUCCUUCAUUGUAGAGUCUUAUCUGUACCUUGGGUAUUUGUAGUGUCACUGCAUUUAUCCUUUGCCCAAUUCUGACAAGCUCAUGCUUAGACCUAGUAAAAGUGUGAGUCAUAUUUUAAACUGCCAUCUCUGCAGAUUCAUUCUGUUGAUACGAUGAUGUAAUUAUGGAUGUUUCAACAGCUUGACAGAACCAAAAUGUGAUGCUGUAAGUGAUGGGGAACAUCUCACCAUGUUAGUGUAAGACUUCCUGUAAGUAAAUAAAACUGAUUCUAAA